Messenger RNA from Arachis duranensis, 579 nucleotides. RefSeq lists its product as uncharacterized. The record is from RefSeq and is a predicted model, not a curated record. NCBI's taxonomy places the organism in Eukaryota, Viridiplantae, Streptophyta, Magnoliopsida, Fabales, Fabaceae. The coding region runs from base 1 to 579 and encodes 192 amino acids. The transcript has 2 exons.
AUGGCGCCUCGUGGACCCGGUCGGGGAUGUGAGAGAGAUCGUUCUAGUACACAGGAACCGGAAAUCAACUCGAAUAGCCCGGUAAACCUUAUGGCGGCGUUGGAGAAUAUGGCUGCUGCUAUGCAGGCCACUGCGGAGGCCCUUGGGCAACAGAUAAACAAUAAUGGCAAUGGCGGAAGGGAAGCUCAGGGCCCGAUGACACUGGCAACUUUCUUAAAGGUUAACACACCUAAGUUCAAGGAAACCACCAAUCCAACUGAAGCUGAUACUUGGUUUCAAGCCAUGGAGCGAGCACUGCAAGCGCAGACAGCCAAGGAAUUGGAGUUACUACAGUUGAAGCAAGGUGCUAUGUCUGUAUCUGAGUAUACAGACAAAUUUGAGGAGCUAUUCAGGUUUUCCCGCAUGUGUCAUGGAGCUCCGGGAGACUUCGAGGAAUGGAAAUGCAUUAAGUAUGAAGAAGGGCUUCGGAGUGACAUCUUAAGUUCAGUGGGACCAAUGGAGAUCCGAACUUUUUCAGAGUUAGUGAAUAAGAGCAGAAUUACUGAAGAGUGUGUGAAACCGAGUAAGGAAUUGCCUUAA